CUGCCCCUGCCCCUGGCCCUGCUCCUGCUCCUGUUGCUGCUGCUGCUGCCGCCGCCGGGCAGGCCCGGGCCCGGCCCCCGGAGCCGCACGGACCCCCCGCCGAGCCGCUGCCGCCGCGACGCCCUCUGCGAACCGCUGCGCUACAACGUGUGCCUGGGCUCGGCGCUGCCCUACGCCGCCACCUCCACGCUGCUCGCCGGGGACUCGGGCUCCCAGGAGGAGGCCCACGGCAAGCUCGGCCUCUGGUCCGGCCUCCGGAAUGCCCCCCGCUGCUGGGCGGUGAUUCAGCCCCUGCUCUGUGCCGUCUACAUGCCCAAAUGUGAGAACGACCGGGUGGAGCUGCCCAGCCGCACGCUAUGCCAGGCUACCCGGGGGCCCUGCGCCAUUGUGGAGCGCGAGCGGGGCUGGCCCGACUUCCUGCGCUGCUCUUCCGAUGGCUUCCCAGAAGGCUGUAUGAAUGAAGUCCAGAACAUCAAGUUCAACAGCUCAGGGCAGUGCGAGGCCCCGCUGGUCCGGACGGACAACCCCAAGAGCUGGUACGAGGAUGUGGAGGGCUGCGGGAUCCAGUGCCAGAACCCCCUCUUCACCGAGGCCGAGCACCGGGACAUGCACAGCUACAUCGCCGCCUUUGGGGCCGUCACUGGCCUCUGCACCCUGUUCACCCUGGCCACAUUUAUCGCCGACUGGAAGAACUCCAACCGUUACCCGGCUGUCAUUCUCUUCUACGUCAACGCUUGCUUCUUCGUCGGCAGCAUCGGCUGGCUGGCCCAGUUCAUGGACGGCGCCCGCCGGGAGAUUGUCUGCCGGGCCGAUGGCACCAUGCGGCUCGGGGAGCCCACCUCCAAUGAAACACUGUCCUGUGUCAUCAUCUUCGUCAUCGUAUACUACGCGCUGAUGGCGGGGGUGGUCUGGUUCGUGGUGCUGACCUACGCUUGGCACACCUCCUUCAAGGCCCUGGGCACCACCUACCAGCCCCUCUCGGGCAAGACCUCCUAUUUCCACCUGCUCACCUGGUCCCUGCCCUUUGUCCUCACGGUCGCCAUCCUCGCCGUGGCCCAGGUGGACGGGGACUCGGUGAGUGGCAUCUGCUUCGUGGGCUACAAAAACUACCGCUAUCGUGCUGGCUUUGUGCUGGCUCCCAUUGGCCUGGUGCUCAUCGUUGGAGGCUAUUUCCUCAUCCGAGGUGUCAUGACUCUGUUCUCCAUCAAGAGCAACCACCCCGGGCUGCUGAGCGAGAAGGCGGCCAGCAAGAUCAAUGAGACCAUGCUGCGGCUGGGCAUCUUUGGCUUCCUGGCCUUCGGCUUUGUCCUCAUCACAUUCAGCUGCCACUUCUACGACUUCUUCAACCAGGCCGAAUGGGAACGCAGCUUCCGGGACUACGUACUGUGCCAAGCCAACGUGACCAUCGGGUUGCCUACCAAGAAGCCGAUCUCCGACUGUGAGAUCAAGAAUCGCCCCAGCCUCCUGGUGGAGAAGAUCAAUCUGUUUGCCAUGUUUGGCACGGGCAUCGCCAUGAGCACCUGGGUCUGGACCAAGGCCACCCUACUCAUCUGGAGGCGCACCUGGUGCAGGCUGACUGGUCAGAGUGAUGACGAGCCUAAAAGGAUCAAGAAGAGCAAAAUGAUUGCCAAAGCCUUCUCCAAGCGGCGGGAACUGCUGCAGAACCCGGGCCAAGAGCUGUCAUUCAGCAUGCACACCGUGUCCCAUGACGGGCCUGUGGCGGGUUUGGCCUUUGACCUCAACGAGCCCUCCGCCGACGUCUCCUCCGCCUGGGCCCAGCACGUCACCAAGAUGGUGGCCCGGAGGGGAGCCAUCCUGCCUCAGGACGUGUCUGUCACCCCUGUGGGGACUCCCGUCCCCCCUGAGGAGCAAGCCAACCUGUGGCUGGUGGAGGCAGAGAUUUCCCCGGAGCUGGAGAAGCGCCUGGGCCGGAAGAAGAAGAGGAGGAAGAGGAAGAAGGAGGUGUGCCCGCUGGCUCUGCCGGCUGAGCUGCGCCAUCCUGCUCCUGCCUCCAGUGCGGUGCCCCGCCUGCCUCAGCUGCCCCAACAGAAAUGCCUCGUGGCGGGGGCCUGGGGGAAUGGGGAUCCCCGCCGCCACGGCACCUGGACCUUGGUCUCCAACCCCUUCUGCCCAGAGCCUAGCCCACUCCAGGACCCGUUCCUGCCCCCUCCCCCUGGCCCUGGAGUCUGGACUCAAGGCCGCCGACCUGGCCUGGCCCCCAUCCACUCCCGGACCAAUCUGAUGGAGGCGGAACUGCUGGAUGCCGACUCGGACUUCUGAGCCUGAGGACACAGCGGGCCCUGGGGCUCCGGGGGGAAGAAGAGGAUUCUGGAAACUCGGCUGCCCCAGAGAGGAGACUGGAGCUUUUCACUCACGCCCACUGCUUCUGAACUGGCCUCGCCUGUUCCCCCAGGCACUUCUCGGUGCCAGAGCAGUGAGGCCCAGUGCCCACCUGGAGGUAUUUGUUGCCGGCCUGAGGCAGCCCUACUUUAGGGUGGCCUUGGACCCCCCCGGCUCUGCCCCUCACAUCGCCCUCUUUCUGGCGGACUUUCUCCUUGGCGGAAUUGACCAGAAUCCCACCCUGCCCCCACCUUGGCCGAAGUCGGCCUGAGUCACAAUGGGAUAACGCUGCCCAGCGCAGGCCCCGGUGCUCAGGGCCGGACACAUGCCAAGGGCCGCAGAUAAAGCUCAGGGGUGAGGGGCCGCCCGACUGUGGGGGCAGCAGGGCCUUCAGAGCUGGGUGACCCCUGCUGCAACAGGCUCUCCAUUGUGGCGAGGCCUUAGGGGCGAGUCCAAAGGAUGCUGGGUGUCCUGGCUUUCUCCCCUUUCCUUUGAAUAGAUGAGAGCUACUUUCUAAUGGGCCAGAGCCUCCUUCAGCAGCAGAGCUCAGGAGGAGGAGGAGAGGGCCACAAGCUCCUCCCAAGGCCUUUUCCUCUUCCCCCCUCCCCCUCCCGACAGUUAGCCCCACUUGGACAGCUCCAUCCUAGCUCCCGUUUGAAUUUUGACGUCUUUGUUGUUUUUGUCUGUUUACACUCCGAGCUGUAUUCCCAAGCUCCGGCCGGCCUCUCCAACCCCCUCCCUCCUGCUCUUUUCCCGCCUCACUCCAUCUCCAGGAGAGGGGCUCCUUCAGCAGUGGAGGCCCAGGCCCGCGUGGGGUAGGGCUGGGGGCUCCGUGGGGGUCCCCGGGCAGAGGGGUCCGGGGACGCCACUCUGGCUGACCAGCCUGGGGCCACGGUGGGGGCCGUCUCUCCAUCGCUCUGCUCCGGGUCCUCACAGCUCCCACCCCCACAGUGGGGCAACAGAAACACACAUCAGUGGCCGGCUGGGAUCCAGGCCAAGGGAAAGGGGACUUUGGGGAGGAGGAUAAACAGCCAAUAAAAGAAAAAAAGGUUUUGUAUAA
Messenger RNA from Tachyglossus aculeatus (Australian echidna), 3400 nucleotides. RefSeq names its product smoothened, frizzled class receptor (gene SMO). NCBI's taxonomy places the organism in Eukaryota, Metazoa, Chordata, Mammalia, Monotremata, Tachyglossidae. The annotation marks the transcript as partial. Gene Ontology annotation, biological process: central nervous system development; commissural neuron axon guidance; positive regulation of smoothened signaling pathway. Gene Ontology annotation, molecular function: patched binding; transmembrane signaling receptor activity. The record is from RefSeq and is a predicted model, not a curated record. Gene Ontology annotation, cellular component: dendrite; plasma membrane; cilium. The transcript is spliced from 12 exons.